Carassius carassius (crucian carp) is the source of this 588-nucleotide messenger RNA. RefSeq names its product zinc finger protein 723-like. The record is from RefSeq and is a predicted model, not a curated record. Gene Ontology annotation, cellular component: nucleus. Lineage: Eukaryota; Metazoa; Chordata; Actinopteri; Cypriniformes; Cyprinidae. Bases 1 to 546 code for a protein of 181 amino acids. Gene Ontology annotation, biological process: regulation of transcription by RNA polymerase II. Gene Ontology annotation, molecular function: RNA polymerase II cis-regulatory region sequence-specific DNA binding; DNA-binding transcription activator activity, RNA polymerase II-specific. The transcript has 2 exons.
AUGAAGAAUCAAGUGAAAGCCAAGAAAUAUUUCAACUGCACUCAGUGUGGAAAGAGAUUCAGUAAUUCAUCAAGUCUGAAAAAACAUGAGAGAAUCCACACUGGAGAGAAACCUUAUAAGUGUUCACACUGUGACCAGAGAUUUAAUCAGUUUGCAAAUCUGAAAACACAUGAGAGGAUUCACACUGGAGAGAAACCUUACAAGUGUUCACACUGUGUUAAGAUAUUCAGGGUUUCAUCAAGUCUGAAAAAACAUGAGAGAAUCCACACUGGAGAGAAACCUUACAAGUGUUCACACUGUGACGAGAGAUUCAGGGUUUCAUCAAGUCUGAAAACACAUGAGAGGAUUCACACUGGAGAGAAACCUUAUAAGUGUUCUCAAUGUGACGAGAGAUUCAGUGAUUCAUCAAGUCUGAAAACACAUGAGAGGAUUCACACUGGAGAGAAACCUUACAAGUGUUCACACUGUGACAAGAGAUUCAGUCGGUCAUCAAAUCUGAAAACACAUGAAAUGAUUCACUCUAGAGAGAAACCGUUUAAGUGUUAAAACUGUGACAAGAGAUUCAGUGAUUCAUUAAGUCUGAAAACA